UUUCGAAAAGACUGUAGGCAGGGUUCAGGUGGGGACAAUGACACCCACUCACGUGCAAAAGCAUGCAGUGAGCAGCAACUUUCAGAUGUUGAAGACACGUUGCAUGACAGUUUCAUUGCUAUGGAGGAGACGCCAAAAGGCGACACUCAUGAGACUUUGGGGGAGAUGCCUGAAGGUGAACACCCACCUAAAUUCACUUGCAAGAAAGAUUUCACUGGUUUUUCUUUGGAGGACCUCUACGUCAUAGAGAUUUGUGCGGGGUCAGCCCGACUUUCAAAGAUUGCACAUGGGCAUGGUUUCAGGACAAUGGCGGUGGAUCAUUCGACAGCGAGGACAUGUGGCUUUCCGAUUUGCAUUUUCGAUCUUACAGAUCCUUCUGACUUGGAAUCAUUGCUGCAGUUCAUAGACGAAGCUGCAGCAUGCAUACUCAUGAUUUGGGUAGCGCCUCCAUGCGGCACUAGCAGUCGAGCGCGAGAAAAGAAAUUGCCGAAACUGGAAGCGGCUGGUGCAAAGGUUCCAACUCCUUUGAGGUCCUCACAACAACCUGAUCAACUGGACGGGUUGGGGGGACUUGACAAGUUAAAAGGCUUGGAAGCAGGGCAUCCUAGAAGCCUUGACCGAUACGUGGACCCUCAGAUGGAAGCCAUGUUGAAUGCAAACUUUUUGGAGGAACCAGCGGCUUUGGCAAAAAGAAGGAUUGAAUUUUUCCACAAAUACCUGUGUAGGGCAAAGGAGCUUCAUGCGCAGGAGGAAGAACUGAGACGUGGCAUGCCAGACCACGUGCGAGACUUGGUUGGGGGCAAGCGGCUCCUUUUGUGGAAAGAAAUUCUUGCUGACUGCAACUAUCCAGACACUUCUUUAAUAGAUGAAAUGGCUGCCGGUUUCAGACUCAGUGGCUGGAUGGGAAAGUCUAACGUUUUCAAAGCCAGGGCCAAGAGGCCUUCCAUGUCUUUGAGCACCCUCAAGCAACUUUCAAGGGCGCUCAAUGCUUCAACGCUGCGGAGCAUGGAUGUGGGUCAAGAACCUCAGCUUGAGGCUGAGACCUGGGAGGAAACGGUUGAGGAGGCAAAGAAAGGAUGGAUCUGGUUUGAUGAAACUUCGGAUUCAAAUGACUGCUUGUUCAGUGGGCGCCGUUUUGGCAUCCACCAAUCCAACAAGACCAGGGUGAUCGAUGAUUGUUCAUGUUGUGGUUUGAAUUGGACGGUUGGCCUUCACGAGAAAUUCAGGUUGCAGUCGAUAGAUGUUCUGGCAUCAAUGAUGGCGGCUGCCUUCAAGAAGUUUCCUCAUCUUGAAUUUCCAGAAGUUUUGGGACGCUGUUAUGACUUGAAGUCGGCCUACAAGCAAUUCCCUGUUCACAGCUCUGACCGUGCUUCCCUGCGGAUGGCCGUUAGAGAUCCAUCUGCUGAAGAGCCUCGCUUGAUCGGCUUCAAUGCUCUGCCCUUUGGGGCAGUGGGCAGUGUUGCAAGUUUCCUGAGGGUCAGCAUGUCAGUGUGGUAUAUUGGAUUAGUAGCCUUGCAGUUAUGUUGGACGGCUUUUUACGACGACUACAGUGUUUUGAGCCGACGAGAACUCUUGGCCAACACUUCUUGGUGCGUUGAAUCCUUGUUUCAGUUGUUGGGUUUAAAGUUUGCUACUGAUGGAAAGAAAUUCAUGCCUAUCAAUGCAGUUUUCAAGAUGCUUGGUCUCCAGGUCGAUUUGUCGACUUGCAGAGAGAAGGAGAUGCUCAUAGGUCACACCGAAGACCGCAAGAAUGAGUUGAAACAGAAGAUCGAUGAGAUCCUUGCUGCCGGGGUUAUGGAUUCGAAGGAGGCAGAGCGCCUCAGAGGAAGGAUGGUCUUCUUCGAAGGAUACACUUUCGGCCGUGUAGCCAAUGCAGCGGUUAAGAAUUUGGGAAGAUUCUGCACUGAUCGACCUGGCUCAAUGCGCUACAGUCUUUUGACCUUGAGAGAUCGUGUGCUCUCAGCUCCACCCAUACGCAUUGGCGUUACUUUGACUGACACGUGGACGGUGUUUACAGAUGGUGCCUGUAGUCCAGAACUCCGACAAGGUUCAAUAGGAGGUCUAAUCCUAGACCCGCUUGGAAGGUGCCAGUCUUUCUUCAGCAGCAUGGUACCGAACGAUGUUAUGGAUGAAUUUUUCCAGGCAUCAGCAAAUCCCAUACAUGAGCUUGAAGUGCUGCCAGUUCUGGUGGCUUGCCUUCUCUGGGGUGCAAGAUUUUCUGGCGCCUUGAUAGUGUACUACAUCGAUCAUGAGUCAGCUCGGAUGGCCUAUAUCAAAGGAAACGGAGAGACAAGCUUCGCUUCAUACAUGAUCGGAAACUUUGUUGAACUUGAAGCUGCAUGGCAGCACGAAACAUGGUUCGGACGUUGCCCUAGCACGAGCAAUCCUGCAGACGGUCCCAGCCGUUUAGACCUUUCUUGGUUUGAGGGAAAGCAUGCAGAGCAGACCAGUCUAAACUGGGAGCAGCUCAGGCAUCACCUCAAUAUAAAAGGGGAGAGGCCGGACAGGCGAUGA
Cladocopium goreaui is the source of this 2514-nucleotide messenger RNA. Lineage: Eukaryota; Dinophyceae; Suessiales; Symbiodiniaceae. The record is from the annotation of a GenBank genome assembly.